Molecule: messenger RNA, 957 nt
Organism: Terrapene triunguis (Three-toed box turtle)
Lineage: Eukaryota; Metazoa; Chordata; Testudines; Emydidae
Product: olfactory receptor 14I1-like
Exons: 1
Coding region: 1-957 (318 amino acids)
Biological process (GO): G protein-coupled receptor signaling pathway
Cellular component (GO): membrane
Molecular function (GO): G protein-coupled receptor activity; odorant binding; olfactory receptor activity
Source: RefSeq, a predicted model, not a curated record
AUGUCCAACCGAACCACCGUGACUGAGUUCCUUCUCCUGGAAUUCUCUGACAUCCGGGAGCUGCAGAUUUUAAACUUCAUGGUGUUUCUAGUGAUUUACCUGGCAGCCCUGGUGGGGAAUCUUCUCAUCAUCACAGUUGUUCUCCUCGACCACCAUCUUCACACCCCCAUGUUCUUCUUCCUGAUGAAUUUGUCCAUCCUAGACAUCGGCUCCAUCUCUGUCACUGUCCCCAAAUCCAUGGCCAAUUCCCUCAUGAACAUCAGGUCAAUUUCUUAUUCUGGAUGUGUUGCCCAAGUUUUUCUCUUUGUCUUUUUUGUUUCAGCGGAUCUUGCUUUAUUGACUGUCAUGGCGUAUGACCGAUACAUCGCCAUCUACCAACCCCUGCACUAUGAGAGAGUGAUGAACAGAAGAGCUUGUAUCCAAAUGGCAGCUGGUGUCUGGAUCAGUGUUUUUCUCUACUCUGCACUCCACACUGGGAUCACGUUUGCAAUAACCUUCUGUGGAGGCAAUAUGGUGAAUCAGUUCUUCUGUGAAAUCCCCCGGCUCCUCAAGCUCGCCUGCUCGGACACAUACCUCAGUGAAACUGGGGCUGUUGCCUUUAGUGUGUGCUUAGCCUCAAGCUGCUUUGUUUUAAUAAUUGUGUCAUAUGUUCACAUCUUUACCAUGGUGCUGAGAAUCCCCUCUGAGCAGGGCCGGCAUAAAGCCUUCUCCACCUGCCUCCCUCACCUCACCGUGGUGUCCUUGUUCUUUUGCACUGCUAACUUUGCCUACAGUCAUCCCACCUCCAGCUCAACUUCAGGUCUGGAUCUCGUGAUGGCUGUUCUCUAUUCCGUGCUGCCAGCAGUGAUGAAUCCGAUCAUCUACAGCAUAAGGAACAAGGAGAUCAAAGCUGCAUUGAGGAAACUGAUUGCGUGGAGGUUAUUCACCAAAAAUAAACUGUCCAUGUUUUCACUUUGA